AUGGCUACCUUCAUGUCAUGGCUAGACCUCUGUCUUGCUUGUGCUGGCGUUUAUCUCAUCAAACGGAUUGUAUCCAAGAAGAACCUUGCUCCCUUUCCUCCGGGUCCGAAACCACUCCCCCUCUUCGGUAACCUUCUGGACAAGCCUUCUGUAAAACAAUGGCUCACCUUCUCAGAUUGGGCCAACAAAUUCGGUGAUAUGAUCCACUUGGAGAUAUUUGGCCAACACACGGUCAUCCUCAACUCUGCAAACGCUGCUGUCGAAAUGCUCGAAAAGAAGAGUUCAAUCUAUUCUGACCGCCCCACCCUUCCCAUGGGUGGUGAGCUGAUCGGAUGGAAGGAUGCCCUUGUCCUCCUGCCCUAUGGAGACAAGUUCCGUGAACACCGCCGCAACUUCCACCGCGUCCUUGGCGGCCGCACCGCUGUUUCUGUAUAUCAUCCUAUUGAGGAAAUGGAGACUCAUAAGACUGCAGGAGCUAUUAUUUUGCGUAUUUCAUAUGGGUAUUGCAUUCGGGAAGGCGGCGAUCCUUUCGUGGACCUUGCUGGGAAGGUCAUAGACGAUUUUGCCCGAUACACUGCUGUGGGUGCUUUCAUGGUCGACAGUAUCCCUGCUUUGGCGUACGUUCCAGAGUGGUUCCCUGGCGCUGGCUUCAAACGCAAAGCAAGAGAGUGCCACGCAGAUCUCCUGAAUAUGAUAAACCAAUUAUUCGAGCUUGCCAAGAAGCAGAUGGCCGCUGGAAUUGCUUGUAAAUCACUCACCUCAGACCUGUUGGAACGCAAAGCAUCGACUGAGGAAGAGCAUGAUAUCAAGUGGACUGCUGGGAUGAUGCUUGCCGGUGGUGCAGAUACAGGUAAACAGACAAACGUUCCGCAGACCGUUUCUUCUAACUACGCGUUUUUCUUGGCUAUGACGCUCUAUCCGGAGGUUCAAAGGAAGGCUCAAGCAGAGAUAGACGCCGUCAUUGGUUCUGACCGUCUUCCUACAUUCGCGGAUCGCGAAUCUCUUCCCUAUGUCGAGGCUCUUGUCAAAGAAGUCUACCGUUGGCAUGCCGUCGUUCCUGUCGUGUUACCGCACCGCCUGACCGUCGACGACAUUCAUAACGGCUACUAUAUCCCCAGGGGAACUCUGAUGACCAUCGACACGGUGAUGCGAUACAGCCAUCUUUAUAGGGGCAUGCUGCAUGAUCCUUCCAUCUAUCCCAACCCUAUGGAGUUUAAUCCGAAUCGUUUCCUUCCCGGAGAGGCGUCUGUCCUGGUCAGUAUUGUCCCCGCCCGAUCUCUGCUGUUGGACGGGCUAGUGAAUGGAUUUAAUAUAUACCAACAGGUUUGCACCUUCGCUGAUGCCUCGGUGUGGCUCACUGUCGCUAUGUCACUUGCCGUCUUCGAGAUUUCGAAGGUGGUUGAGAAUGGAGUUGAGAUCACUCCGGAAGUUGAUCCUUCCUCUGGUACCAUCAGCCACCCCAAGCUGUUCAAGUGUUCUAUCAAAGCCCGCUCUGCGAAGGCUCUUGAGCUUAUCCAACAGAAUCCUCGCCACUAA
Pisolithus orientalis is the source of this 1536-nucleotide messenger RNA. RefSeq names its product cytochrome P450. Lineage: Eukaryota; Fungi; Basidiomycota; Agaricomycetes; Boletales; Pisolithaceae. The record is from RefSeq and is a predicted model, not a curated record. Gene Ontology annotation, molecular function: iron ion binding; oxidoreductase activity, acting on paired donors, with incorporation or reduction of molecular oxygen; monooxygenase activity. The transcript is spliced from 11 exons. The coding region runs from base 1 to 1536 and encodes 511 amino acids.